AUGAUGGCUUUACCGCGUUCGGCGACCAAGGCGCUUGGACGGUGGCCCUGGAGACACCAUACACAUGGACUAGUGGAUACUCGAGAGGGCAAGGACAAGGGCAAGGAUCCCCUCAAGUCUGGAUUUGGUCUUCCUACGAGUGAGCUUAAAGGAGCUGAAUCGGAGCCCAUCGAGUAUGAUGCGACUGCCCCGAUCGUUCGCACCCCGUCCAAGCUCGUCAAGAAACGUGGGCUGGGCACGAGCGAAAAAGAGCCGGUCGCGAAGGAGAAUGAUGACGAGGACGGGGCUCCACAGUCGAGACCAGAUACUCCCUCUGUGGAUUCAACCACGGCCGAGCAUGUCAUCGUACCUGCCCAUCAGUCCAUACCUCCCACUCCCACUCCCAAACCCAACGUACUCGUCAAGAAGAACUCGCUCUCCAAGCGCGCGGCGUCAAAGCCUGUUUCCGCCGAGACCCCCGAGGCCGAAGAAUAUGACAUGCCCAAAGAGGUUGAAAUACAAGUUCCAACUCCAGUCGCCGAGUCGCCCAGCGUUGAGAAAUCGAUUGGCGAUGAGCAGCAGCAGGAGCAAACGCCCCAUACAGCUGAUCCCAGCGCGGAUGAACAUGCCACCCCAGUAGAAGUUGUUGUCCCUGAUACCCCAGCCGCACCCUUGUCGGGUCCUGAGCGAACGCCAUCGCCUUCGUCAUCUCAUACUCAUCCGUUCCCUUUGCGCGGGGUAACGCCCCCCAAUGGCACUCGAUUCUUUGAAGGCACCGAUGGGUCCCUGGAGCCGACUGAAACUCGUACGACUGUCUUGACGGCCCCGGUGGCCCGUCCGGCUCGGCCUCAACGGAGAAUCUCCUUGCGGUCGUUUGGGUUCUUUUACGGCAAGGAUAGUCGGCCUGCGCACGCGUUCCCGGCCUACGUGCCUCCUACUGAACGUGUCUUGUAUGAAGAAGAAGAUGCCGAGACGGGCUCUAUUGCGCCCAGUCAACGAACGACACCGGGUCACAGGCGAAACCAUAGUCGGAUUCCGAUUGGCCUUUUGACUUCUCGUAAACCUGCACUGCCCAAGGUCACCAAGGGUGAUCGCCGAGCUAUGGAAUCGGCAAUGAGCCUACGUACUUUGAUUAUCGGACCAGCGGCGCUCGAUGUAAAGGAAAAGAACAGGGGGAACGAGCCCAAGUCGACUUCAGCGACUACAGCUUUGCGCAAGGUCAACCAGCAAUUAUUAGAGCCAGAAGAGGCAAAUCGAGUUAUCGCUGCGCUUAGAGAGCUUCCUCCGCCAGACUUGCCCCCAACGGCGGCCCAAACUGUUGAAAGCGUUCGUAAGAAGAAAGGAUGGGCGUUUGGACGAGGGGGCACGAGCCGCGAGGAGGAGAGGCAAGAACACAAAGAGAGCACAGGGACGGUUGCUAUGCCUAUUCAUGGCUGCUGCCUUGAUAUUACCGACGAAGAGGCAGACGAGAAGCAUUUCUCGAAGCUCACUGGAUCGGCCUUUGCAGGAUCCACGGCUGGCACCGAGGAGGCCAAUGCAAACACAGGGUCGGCGGACUUGUCGUCAUUAAUCCCCAUGCUCAAGAACCUGCGACUAGUUAAUCUUCAUGCAUCCCCUGAUCUAUCUUCGGUCAAUGCUGCAUCACUCAGUGCACAUAUGAGCACCCCUGAUCUUGGCUUUGGUCAGGCUGCCGACAAGGACGGGCCGCUGGCUGGUAGCGUGCCGACCCCUGGUAGUCUAGUCGACGGUAUGGAAAAGGUCGGACAAACCUUGAUGAGCCUUGGAUUUGCCACCACACAGGCCGUUUUACCAUCUCAUGUCGGCAUACAUCCCCCAAAAGAUCGUAUGAGCGUGCUCACUUACUGGUGGGGUUAUGAAGUCGUAUUUCCACCGCCAACAAUUCGGUACCUCAGUCAUGUAAACUCGAUCUCGAGCGCGCUGCUCAACUUUUUGACUGCUUUUGCGCUUUUCUCCAACGGUGUACGUGAAAUGCUACCGUUCAUCCGGUAUAUUGCCCAGUUUAUCGACUUUGAAUGGAACGCUAUCAAAGCGCAAGACAAGGGACGCGGUGUGGUCUGCGCGGCAACAUGGGUGAUGCCAGCUGCCCUAGUGCCACGCCCGUGGGAUUUUGUCGAUCCUCCUAUGAGUAAUAAGGCUGCACCCGCCAUCAUCUCGGGACCCCCUAUGCACGUACAACCCACGAUACAUGCGACAUCGGUGGGAUUGACGGUGCCACAAGUUUCUACGACAGUAAUUACGGAACCGGUCGAAGAGGCCGGAGAAACCGAUGUAGGGGCUAUUUCUGAUGCGGAGAUGCGGACCAAUAAACCUUCAAGUAUACACGAUAACCAGCACGAGCGCGCGGUGGAUGAGCAGCAGGGGCAGCAAGGGUCCGGGUUACAAGAUGCCUCCAAUAUCCCGGACAAUAAGACCACCGCGGUUCCGGAACCUAUAGAAGAAAUAGAUACCACGAAAGAUGAAUGA
Rhizoctonia solani is the source of this 2463-nucleotide messenger RNA. RefSeq lists its product as uncharacterized. Lineage: Eukaryota; Fungi; Basidiomycota; Agaricomycetes; Cantharellales; Ceratobasidiaceae. Bases 1 to 2463 code for a protein of 820 amino acids. The transcript has 4 exons. The record is from RefSeq and is a predicted model, not a curated record.